Molecule: messenger RNA, 2739 nt
Organism: Haliotis rubra (blacklip abalone)
Lineage: Eukaryota; Metazoa; Mollusca; Gastropoda; Lepetellida; Haliotidae
Product: alpha-(1,3)-fucosyltransferase 10-like
Cellular component (GO): membrane
Molecular function (GO): alpha-(1->3)-fucosyltransferase activity
Source: RefSeq, a predicted model, not a curated record
GUGUUGGACGUAUCUGUCAGUGUUGUGGCUUCAGUGGAUAUUGGCCAGUGUACGGUCCACUGGAUGACCGCACCUAGCACAAACAUUAGCAUGUUAAUAAAUCCAAUCGAUCUUCGUCCCAAAGAUCAUUAAACAAUCAAAAUGUCGUCAAAACUUAUGUUCAGAUGUUUUCUGCUGGCGUUUUUGUUCGGCUUUCUGGGGAUGUUGAUUCUUGGAUAUAAGAUAUUUUCAAGCAACGAUGACCACCCAGUGUAUUAUGACAACUUCCUUGUGGAUGUGAAUGAAGAUCAUCGACCACUAGAUGAGGAGCUGGAUGAAGAGAGCAUCGUCUCCAGCAUAAAGGAACCAAUCAUUUUAUGGUGGACGCCAUUCACUGGGGAGAAAGGAAUCUACAAGACCUGUGGGAAUGUGAAAUGUUUCUUCACUGUCCGCCGGGCGUACAGGAAUCACCCGAUGACAUCAGUGUUUGUCUUUUACGGAACGGACUUCAAGGUCACUGAUCUCCCUCUACCUCGUAGCCCCAAACACGAGUGGGCGCUGCUUCAUGAAGAAUCUCCAAAGAACAACUAUCUUUUCUCUCAUCCAGAGAUUAUGACUUUAUUCAACUAUACCAGUACGUUUAAACGGGAAUCAAGCUAUCCAAUCACAACACAGUAUUUAGUUGGUAUUGACUGGCUUGAAAACACACAGUAUUUGAUUCCUACUGGACAAAAAAACAAGCACCAGAAGGAAUUAGCUCCCCUGAUGUACGCCCACAGUGACUGUGAUGUCCCAUCUGACCGAGAUCACUACGUGCAGAUGCUGCAGAAAUACAUCAAGGUUGACUCCUAUGGCACCUGUCUUCACAACAAGGAUCUCCCAGACCAUUUAAAAGACCCAAUCCAAGGCAUGGAUCACAAAGACUUUUACAAACUUAUUGCCAAGUACAAGUUCUCACUGGCAAUGGAAAAUGGCGUCUGUGAUGACUACAUCACUGAGAAAGUAUGGCGGCCGCUUAUGGUGGGAUCUUUACCUGUUGUCAUGGGCUCUCCAAAAAUAAAGGAACUGCUACCGUCCAACCAUUCAGCCAUUAUUGUGGACGAUUUCUCCAGUGUAAAAGAGCUUGCAGACUACUUGAAAUACCUCAAUGAAAAUGAUGCAGAAUAUGAAAAAUAUUUCAAAUGGAAGGAAACUGGUAUCACCAACCCCUACCUGAAAAAAUUAGUGGAGAAAAGAGAAUGGGGGGUGGACAGUGAAGAACACUGGUCCCCUGCCACUAUUAAUUUCAUUGAUGGAUUUGAAUGCCAUAUUUGCAAUGCUGUACAUCAAAAUCUUGAUAAACAGCAGAGAGGGCAGGCACCAUUUCCACAUAGGGUGACAAAUGAUCAUUAUGGAUGCCCGGCACCUUUAAAAUUUGAUGACAGUGGAAAGAGGACACACAAUAAAGAAACGAACCGAAUAUGGCAAUGGGAUUGGUUUUAUGGUGGACAGCUGGCCAAAGCUGUCCGAAGUUUUAUUGAUCAAAAUAUGACAUUUACAUCAGUGGAUCUUAAAAACAAAUUGAAAAUUGUUUUGUAAAAUAUUCCUUUUCAUUUGGGGGUGUUUUAUUUUUUAAGAUUUUUAGUCUAACUUUACAUGGUAUACAAACAUUUUUGUUACAAAGUGCAAUGAUUAGUUUUCAUGAUUACAGUACAUUGUGUUACGAUGUGUCAGUGUCGGCUGCAACUAUUCCAUUGACAGAUGGUAACUGAAAAGUGGAAAGGAGGUCAGAGCUUGUUGUUGGGGGAGUUCGACUUUUAAGAUAUCUUUGUUUGAUUAUUUUAAAUAUUUUCAGUUGUCAUGGUAUCAUGGGAUGUGAAUUACUUAAUUUUAAAAUAAUGUACAACAUUUUCCUUUCAUUUGGUUUUGGAUGUAUUCCAUAAAUGGACUGUGUUUACCUACAAGCUUAUACUAUACUGGAGAGAGUCUCAAGGUGAUUACCGGUACAAUAGGAAGUCUACAGUUAAACUACUUAUGAUCACUGUUUUGUUUCUUUACAGAAUGUUGUAUGCCAAUAUUACAAGUUAUGGCUACUUCUUUCAUGACACUCACCCAAAAGUCUCAAAUUGUGUGACCCUUCAUAGACAACAUCUUAUUGCUCAUCAUGAUUUUAGGUUAACGGUAAUAAUUUCCAGAAUAUUAUCUGUACUAGUCUAUAUCAUCAGAUUAUAAGUUUAGCGGCAGUUUCUGGACAGAAGUGUUUACUCGCGCAAGAGGUUUUGGAUCACUCAAACAUAGUAAAACACAGAUGGUGGCUUGAUUUUAAGAUAUAUCUGACUUUUAUAAGCGAGUGAGAUGUUUGACAGUUGUGUCUGUGUCAGGGAGAAGACAACAAAUGUUUCCUAAGCAUCCGAAAACCCACAAUGCAAGGAUACAUCAAGACAAGCUCAUGACAGAUUUAUUUCAUAAGUUGCUUAAAAGUAUUCUGCAUUGGUUUCCUGAAAAGUCACACCCUGAAAUACAAGUUGUCUCAAAAAUGCAUACGAAAGAUAAUCAAACUAUGACCUACAUACCUACAGAAUACACCAUAAUUGUUUUUACACAUGUUUAUUUAUUCAACUCCAGCAUCUCGAGUCAGUUCAGUGUCAGUUAUACCAAAAAUGAUAGCGGCCCAACCUCAUUUACAUCCUGCACAAUUUUCCUCUCAACUACUUCAGUUAAGUUGUUAACAGACUUCCUGUUGACAGUUGUUUAAAAAACAUGGUGACCUUGACAUCAGAA